Molecule: messenger RNA, 1157 nt
Organism: Spodoptera frugiperda (fall armyworm)
Lineage: Eukaryota; Metazoa; Arthropoda; Insecta; Lepidoptera; Noctuidae
Exons: 5
Coding region: 35-1132 (365 amino acids)
Biological process (GO): trans, trans-farnesyl diphosphate biosynthetic process
Cellular component (GO): cytoplasm
Molecular function (GO): dimethylallyltranstransferase activity; (2E,6E)-farnesyl diphosphate synthase activity
Source: RefSeq, a predicted model, not a curated record
UUUAUUCGAACAGUGAAAUGGUCAAGUUAUUUCAAUGCAAUCGCAUGUUGUACUAUUAACUCCGACAGUAAUUUUAUAUAAAAUGAGUGUUCCUAACGUGGAAAAGGAAAAGAAAGCAUUUCAAGAUGUUCUCCCAGAAUUUAUUGACUCCGUGGUAACUACGACUAAGAUAAAAGAGCUGCCUGAAGUCGCAACAUGGUUGAAACAGGUCCUAAAUUACGUGUUACCAGGCGGUAAACUGAGCAGAGGGUUAAUUACGUCCGUGGGAUACAAAAUGUUUGAGGAGCCUGAAUAUUUCUCAGAAAGCACACAGCACGAUGCUCACAUUCUAGGCUGGUGUAUACAAAUGAUGCACGCAGUAUUUUUUGUAUUAGAUGACAUCGCGGAUGGCGGGACAAUGCGCCACAAUAAGACAUGUUGGCACUUGCAAAGAAGUGUCGGCGUGUACGCUGUCAACGACGCGCUGAUGAUACAGCAAGCUAUGAUGGACAUGUUGAAAAUUCACUUUGGGAAAUUGCCAAUCUACAAUGACUUAAUUAGUUAUUUUAACGAGGCAAUGUACCGAGCCACAAUGGGCGAGCACUUGGAUCUAAGUUCAAACUAUAACAAGCACACUGACAAUAUAGAAAUAUUCAAUAUGGGUCGGCUCCAUGACACCGCCGUCAACAAGACAGGCUGUUAUUCCUUCAAGUUGCCAGUAUUUGCUGCACUGCUUCUAGUAAAGAAUGGACGACAACUAGCUACCACAGAAUUAAAUGAGCUGUGCUAUGGAAUUGGAAGACUAAUGCAAGUUCAGGAUGAUUAUCUGGACGUAUACGGUACCGAAACGAUCACAGGGAAAAAUAGAAGAGAUAUCCAAGAAGGAAAAGCCACCUGGUUGUCAGCGACAGCGCUGCAGCUCUGUAACUCAGCUCAACUUUCGAUCUUCAAAGAAUACUACGGCAGCGAUGACUUGGAACAUGUGCAGCGCAUCAAGCAGCUUUAUGAUGAACUGAACCUACGUCAUGUGUAUGAACAAUAUGAGCUCAAAAUGUAUGACGAUCUGCUGCAUCAAAUUAAUGAAUUGCCGCAUGAACGGGGGAGGAAGUUACUCACAGGAAUAUUAAAUUCAUGCUUCAAACGUGUUAAGUGAUUAAAGUUUUGUAAAGUGUCCCAAA